Glycine soja is the source of this 2415-nucleotide messenger RNA. RefSeq names its product receptor protein kinase-like protein ZAR1. Gene Ontology annotation, molecular function: protein kinase activity; protein binding; ATP binding. Gene Ontology annotation, biological process: protein phosphorylation. Lineage: Eukaryota; Viridiplantae; Streptophyta; Magnoliopsida; Fabales; Fabaceae. The record is from RefSeq and is a predicted model, not a curated record. Bases 237 to 2192 code for a protein of 651 amino acids. The transcript is spliced from 2 exons.
AAGUAUUUAAUUACUCAGUUAAGAAGUAGUACUGUAUUUGUUUAUAGUGAGCGUUACAGUAGAAGCAGAGGGAAGCAAGGACGGUCAGAGAAAUUCAAACAACAGAACACAGCCACAUGACCUCGAGAAGUAAACCAAUUUCAAAAACAACACCAUUCUCCUUCUCCUUCUGUACUUGCCAUUACCAACUUGCCUAAAAACAACAACUAAUGCUUCAACUUCACUAACGUUGUAUCAUGUCAACAAUGCCAAUGCACCAUCUUCUCAUUUCCUUCCUUAUCUUCUCUCUCACUCCUACUCCGACAACCUCCCUCAACUCCGACGGCCUCUCCCUGCUUGCCCUGAAAGCCGCCGUGGACUCCGACCCCACCGGAGUUCUUUCCUCCUGGUCGGAAACCGACGGCACCCCAUGCCACUGGCCGGGAGUCUCCUGCUCCGGCGACAAAGUAAGCCAAGUUUCCCUCCCAAACAAGACCCUGAGCGGUUACAUCCCCUCCGAGCUGGGCUUCUUAACCUCCCUCAAAAGACUAAGCCUUCCCCACAACAACUUCUCAAACGCGAUUCCCCCUUCUCUCUUCAACGCCACGUCACUCAUCGUUCUCGACCUCUCUCAUAACUCUCUCUCCGGUUCCCUCCCUACAGAGCUUCGCUCCCUCAAGUUCCUCCGCCACGUGGACUUAUCCGAUAACUCCCUCAACGGUUCCCUCCCCGAAACCCUCUCCGAUCUCACCUCCCUCGCCGGAACCCUCAAUCUUUCCUUCAACCACUUCUCCGGCGGGAUUCCGGCGUCCCUCGGUAACCUUCCGGUGUCCGUCAGCCUUGACCUCCGCAACAACAACCUCACUGGGAAAAUCCCACAGAAAGGGUCCCUUUUGAACCAGGGUCCCACCGCGUUUUCUGGUAACCCUGGAUUGUGCGGGUUCCCGUUGCAGAGCGCUUGCCCUGAAGCGCAAAAGCCUGGAAUUUUCGCGAACCCUGAAGAUGGGUUCCCUCAGAACCCUAAUGCGCUUCACCCUGAUGGGAAUGAUCAGAGAGUGAAGCAGCACGGUGGCGGGUCUGUUGCUGUUCUUGUUAUCUCCGGGCUCUCCGUAGCGGUUGGGGCGGUUUCGCUUUCUUUGUGGGUUUUCCGGCGACGGUGGGGCGGCGAGGAAGGGAAAUUGGGAGGGCCAAAGUUAGAAAAUGAAGUGGAUGGGGGAGAGGGGCAAGAGGGUAAAUUUGUUGUUGUGGAUGAAGGGUUUGAGUUGGAGUUGGAGGAUUUGCUGAGGGCGUCUGCGUAUGUUAUUGGGAAGAGCAGGAGUGGGAUUGUGUACAAGGUUGUCGGUGUCGGAAAAGGGUCCUCCUCCGCGGCAGGGGCGGCGAAUGUGGUGGCUGUUCGAAGACUCAGCGAGGGUGAUGCCACGUGGCGGUUCAAGGAAUUUGAGUCCGAGGUUGAGGCCAUUGCCAGGGUUCGUCACCCCAAUGUUGUACCUUUGAGAGCUUAUUACUUUGCGCAUGAUGAGAAGCUGCUUAUCACUGAUUUCAUUCGCAAUGGAAGCUUGCACACUGCCUUACAUGGUGGGCCUUCCAAUUCAUUGCCACCAAUAUCAUGGGCAGCAAGGUUAAAAAUAGCUCAAGAAGCAGCAAGGGGCUUGAUGUAUAUACACGAGUUCAGUGGUCGAAAAUAUAUCCAUGGCAACAUAAAGUCAACAAAAAUAUUGCUGGAUGAUGAGCUCCAUCCAUACGUGUCAGGUUUUGGACUUGCUCGGCUCGGUUUGGGCCCAACAAAGUCUACUACAAUGGCACCAAAACGAAACAGCUUGAACCAGUCUUCUAUAACAACUGCAAUAAGUUCAAAGGUUGCAGCUUCCUCUAACCACUACUUGGCACCUGAGGUUCGCUUUACCGGUGGCAAGUUCACACAGAAAUGUGAUGUAUAUUCUUUUGGUAUAGUGCUGUUAGAACUUUUGACAGGUAGGAUGCCAGAUUUUGGACCAGAAAAUGAUGAUAAGGUACUAGAGAGUUUUGUAAGGAAAGCAUUCAAGGAGGAGCAGCCAUUGUCUGAUAUCAUAGACCCAGCACUUAUCCCUGAAGUUUAUGCUAAGAAGCAAGUCAUUGCUGCAUUCCAUAUCGCUUUGAACUGCACUGAACUCGAUCCAGAGUUGCGACCUAGAAUGAAAACUGUGUCAGAAAGCCUUGAUCACAUCAAAAUUUAGUGAAAAACAAGAGAAAGCCAUGUAAAGUUUUGGCUCUUGUGCUUGACUCUUUUCUUUUUCCUAUUUCGAUGUCUUAGUGUAGUGGGGGUGAUUUUGUAACUUAAGGGCUAGUAGAUGUAUCACUUUCUUCCAUUUCUCAAUGGAAAUUGUUUCCUUUCAUCUUCAUCUGAAAUCAAGGAACGGCCAAAAUUGAUAGGUGUGGUAAAUAUUUUCAUUCUUUUUA